Messenger RNA from Ziziphus jujuba (common jujube), 1740 nucleotides. RefSeq names its product putative F-box/LRR-repeat protein At3g18150. The transcript has 3 exons. The coding region runs from base 64 to 1653 and encodes 529 amino acids. Gene Ontology annotation, molecular function: protein binding. The record is from RefSeq and is a predicted model, not a curated record. NCBI's taxonomy places the organism in Eukaryota, Viridiplantae, Streptophyta, Magnoliopsida, Rosales, Rhamnaceae.
CUUCAUAUUUUUGUUUUAAAAGCUUGUAAUCUUGUACAGAACAGACUAAUAGAUUUUGGCAACAUGGAUUUGAUUUCUGAAUUGCCUGAACAUAUUCUUCAUCAUGUGCUUUAUUUUCUUGCUGCCAGAGACGUUGCCAAAGCAAGUAUUUUGUCCAAGACAUGGAGAAGUAUAGCGUUAUCAUGUCCCUAUGUGGAUUUGAGGACCGAACAUUACUUUGAGUCAACAGAGAUUAGUUUCAAACAAUAUGUGGAGACUACUUUACAAAACUGCAUCACAAAAAACCUGGGUUUGCGGGCAAUUAAGCUGAGAAUAUUCUACUAUGAACCAGAAGAAUGGGAUGAUCUAAUCAACCGGUGGAUCAAUUUUGUCGCUAGGACUAGUAGUAGACUCGAAAAGUUUGAUAUUGACCUUGGGAGGACUAAGAAUGCACCUUACAACUUACCUGAAGGUAUUGUCUUUUCUUUCAAGACAUUGAUCGAAUUAUCUUUAUGUGGAUUUGGACUUGACAGCUCUAGCAAGUACUGCCAUAUAAAUCUUCCUCUGCUACAAAGCUUGAUUCUGUGUGAUAUGGAUGUGAAUGAUACAUUUGUCCUGAAUUUUAUGUUUAGCUGUCCUUUGCUUGAGAAGUUGAUAAUUAAGGAAUGUGAGAAGCUGACAAGUGUUAACGUUUCAAGUCUUCAGAGGAUCAAGAUGAUUCUUAUUCAAUACUGUGGAAAACUUACAAGGGUUGAGGUUAGAGCUCUAAGCCUCCAGUGUUUCUCCUUUCAUGGAACUAAAUCUAUGCCAUGUGAAAUUGACUUGGCAGGUUGCCAUAACUUGAAAUUCCUAAGUCUGCAUACCUUAUGCAAGAUGGCAAGUCUUGCAUGGGUUCAAAAUCAAAUAUCUAAGCUUGUUGGCCUUGAAAUUUUGAUCUUAGAUUGUCUUAAUUUGGAAUCUAUAAAGAUCUCAAAUUCCAAACUAAAACAAUUAGAAAUUGAAAGGUGUAGGAAUUUGGGAAUUAUGGCAACUGAGUUUGAUGCUUUGAGUCUUCAUUCAGUAAAAUUUCUAUACAAUAAAUUGCCUUUUUAUUCCAUAAACACUUCAAAUUUAAGAAAAGCAACUUUUGAAUUUCGUCUGGGAGAUCACAACGACACUAUGUGGUUUUAUAAAUUGAAAGAAUUAUAUGAAAAGACUAUUCACAUUGGAGAUCUUAAGGUCGCGAUACAAUCUCUAAAAAGUAAAACUUGGAGCGUGAUAACCUUUGAUGAAUUGAGUGAACGAGUUCUCAUUAUACUGGAGGAACUCAAAGAGUUGAAUCCCCAUGUCACAAUUUCAUCAAUGAGCUCUGCAGAUUGGUUGCUCUUUCUAUUUUCGAAGCAACGCUGGACAAACAUGUAUGUGGCAUCGUCAUCUCACAAUAAUGACAUUAUGAGGGUAUUUUACGAUGAGGUAUUUAAUAAAAAAACAGGAGAGAUCUGCCGCUUAAAUCGUUUAACCGAGCGUUGUAGUCGCUACUACAACUUGGAUGGCGUUGAAAUUGAGAGAAUAGAGUGGAUAGAAGAGAGGGAUAAAAUUAUCCCAUUGUUGAAGCCACAUCAAACGGCGUUCUACAAUGUUAUGAGUGUGAAAUUGAAAUGGCAGAAAAAGGAAGAAAUUAAAGAUCAUAGCUAGAGAACAUCGAAUGCUACCACAUAUUCUUUUUAUGAAAUAUAUUUUGUAAUUACACCAUUCGAACCGUGAUACUGAAUUAUUUUUACA